GUUCACCCUCACGGCGCACUUGCUCUCCGCGCACCACCCCCGUGUUUACCAGCGUCUCUGCGCCUGGGGUAUGAAGUUACUGUCGCAGAUUUCGUCUCGUAUGCUGGCUUUGUCCCCUUGGAAGCAUCCCUUUAAUGAAGAAAGCCACAUUUUAUUUUUAUUUAAUACAGCAAGUGGAAACCUUGUCCCUUAUGUUGCGGCUCCAAAACAAUUUCAAUCUGACUACAAGUAGUUAACUAAUGUGUGAUGCUUUUCGAUGCAUUAAUAACUAAAAAAUAGGCGCUUUAAAAACAACAACAGAGCUGGCGAUGACUUUCCCAGGCAGCCAAGGCAUACACUUCCAAUGGAUUAACGUGGUUAUUUUUAUUCUUACUAUAUGUUCUGUCGAGUGCCGCUAUUCCCAGGUGAAGUUAGAUACAGUAGAUCGGUGGGCGAGAACCGGAUUCCAACAUCUGAAGCUGAACAUGUGCCGCAGGGCAUCCACCUUGAUGGAGCGGCAAUGCAAGAAGUUUUCGCUCAUCCAUCAGAGCGGAUUGGUGGUCUACGUAUCCGAGUCAAGCUCCGAUAAAGUGGUAGCGAUUCUGCCAGACUCCCACCAUGCGAGCCUGUACGCGUCCAAACAUGAUUAUUUAGUGGCUCCGGCAGCGGCGAGUGACAAGCGGCCCCAGGGCUUGCAGUCUGCGCACGACGCGGUGCUGGUGCUGGACCCCAGUCCCGGAGAAAGUUUCGGACAUCCCGUUGCUCUUUUCUACGUCGAUUUCAACAUAACCCGAAAGAAAUGCGAACAUGGAGACGGAUUUAUUUCAGGGCAGGACUGCCUGACCGUGGCGCUGAAGGAUCGCUGUCAGAACCAGCUGAGGCCGCGACGGAGUCACCCUGAGCGCCGGGGAAGGGCCCAUAUCCAGAUGGGGGCCAAGGCACGUGCCGUGAGGGCAGCACAAACAGGGGGGCAUUGUGAGGUACACUUCCUCCCCCUGGUGGUCGGAGUGGGGGACAGCGCACGGACGCAGCGGCUGCACUGUGUGGAUCUCCCGCACUUUGCGCAGUGUCCCAGGUUGCUGCCCAGCCACAGCCCCGGAGAUCCCGCCCCCAGCUGCGAGUUGGACCGGAACACGCGCCGCUGCCACCGGCAGCCACUGACGACUCACCUGGCAUGCCGACUGUACCAGACGUGUGACCACGCCGUGCUCCUCUCGGGGGGCUGGCGGCAGCAGGUCACCCACCAGCAGCAUGCGAGGAACCUGAGGCUCUUCUACCAAAUGCUCAGGAACAACGGCUUCCACAAGAACCACAUCAAAAUCUUCUUUGCUGGCAGCGGACAGCUGCUAGAGGCGGAGAUGGGAGGUGCCUAUCCCGCCACAGAGAAGGAGGUCAUCCGGAACCACAUCUCCUACGUCUGUCGCAAGCAGAACUGCGCAGAUUCCCUCGUGCUAUACCUCAACAGCCCCACGCGUAGCGAUGGGACCAUGCUACUGUGGGACAGCAACAACGACGGCAUCGCAGACCAGAGGGAGUGUUACUCCGUGGACGAGCUACUGGCCAACCUCGCCGGGUGUCGGGCGAAUCGGGUCCUGCUGUUCGUGGAGCAGAGUUACAGCACCGUCAUACACAGCAAGCUGAGCAAGUCCUUCAAGCACGGGAACGUGGUCCUGCUUGGUGCCUCCCCCUGGAUCCGCACGGCAGAAUUCUGGGCUUCCCUGGAGCCCAGGCAGUGCCUCAUCGACCACCUCAGUCAGGGUCCGGCUCUGGCUCCCCCCACAGGCCAUGAAAAAGGGCUUCUGAAUAUCACACUGGCCGGAGCGCCCUGUAGCGGGACCCUGACCCUGACGGAGGCGGAGCUUCAGAGGGAACACAUGGGCUGCCAGAACCUACCCACCGCUGUUUGGUACCAGAACCGACGCAGGAUGGCAGAGGAGGGGUACUGACUGAGCAGAGCCCUGCCAAUGUGCCGCUGCUCGACAUGGACUGGUACCUGAACUCCACUGGUAGCAGUGAGUCUUGACCGAUUUCAGUUUUUAGUGACGCAAACCGAGAACUUAGUGAUUGAAAGGAUAAAUACCAAAUCCAGGCACGUAGUUUCCUAAGAGUGUAUUUACAAAGUGAAAUGGCUCUCGAUGGGACACUUGGGGAAAGAAAUUAAGAUAAUUAUGGUUACGAGAGCUUGGGCAAAGAUGGCUGUGGUCAUGCAGAGGUGCGCCUGGUCAGUGUCAGGGUCAUUAGUGCCUCCCUCCCAUGAAAUCAGUGCCAUGUCAUGCGGAGCUAGCUCUGUGAGCUUUUCGGGGUGAUUGCUGAGUCCAGCAGGAUCACGGCACAUUGUCUCUUCAUGGGAAAACUCCUGGUGGGCGGCAUGGUUGAUACACGAUGUGUAGUGAGAAUUCACCCUGAUCCGACCGGCCCCAUCUGGUGCUGUACGGUCCCCGUGCCUGUCUGACCUCAGGGUGUGAAUAGAGAGCCUUACUGUGUUCGCAGUGUGUAGAUUGAGCUUGGCUUGGGUUUCAGCCCAUUAGGGCAGGAUCCUGGGGUAGAUCCAAACCAGCAACGCCUCAGGGAAGCCCCACAAGGGCCCCGGAGCAAGACGUGCUGCUGCUAGGAACCUAAAAGGGGAAAAUACCUUCAAACACAGAUGAUCACAAGAAGGUAGAGGAUCUGCAGGCCUGGUUGAGGCCUUGGGUCCAUUAAAGGUACAAUUACAACCAACCAAUCACUGAUUUAAUUCAUGACUCAUUUAAAGCUAUGCAGACAGUCAUGGACUUAAACACAAUUUUCUCCACAGCAAACUCAUUCUUAUUGGUCUUAUAAUUAGCAUAAUCCUAUAUUAUCCAAAUAAUUGUUGAUAAAAUGUGUGUGUAUAUAUAUAUAAAACUACAUGAGUGAGUAAGCUAUACAUACUUAAAAUACGUGAACAAAAUUUACACUGUUUUACAUUUUGUUUUGAUUUGUCUUGAUUGUAUCUCAGAAAUUCUUGCAAUGUCGUGCGUGUUGAUAUUGAUUUUGUACUGUCUAGUACAAAAAAAACUACAAAUCUACCCACUAAAAGCUCACCAGCGGUUUUUGAAUUAAAAAAAUGAAUGUUCAUCUUA
Messenger RNA from Brienomyrus brachyistius, 3080 nucleotides. RefSeq lists its product as uncharacterized. NCBI's taxonomy places the organism in Eukaryota, Metazoa, Chordata, Actinopteri, Osteoglossiformes, Mormyridae. The transcript has 7 exons. The record is from RefSeq and is a predicted model, not a curated record. Bases 309 to 1925 code for a protein of 538 amino acids.